Molecule: messenger RNA, 2328 nt
Organism: Mugil cephalus (flathead mullet)
Lineage: Eukaryota; Metazoa; Chordata; Actinopteri; Mugiliformes; Mugilidae
Gene: heca
Product: hdc homolog, cell cycle regulator
Exons: 5
Coding region: 279-1979 (566 amino acids)
Source: RefSeq, a predicted model, not a curated record
CCCGUGACGUCAGGGGGUGGAAGAAAACAGCAGGAAUCAAAACAAGAGACGGACCGGACACGCCUUCGCUCCUAAAGGUUAUAGCAGCUUGUUUCUUUUUUACCUGCCGUAAGACAGACGCACGUACAGACCGACGUCCCCGAGACGAGACCCGGGGGAGACGGAGACGGAGAAAAAUAAAAAGCGCUGCCGGAAUGGAGUCCACAGAAAUGUCAGACAGCGCUGACAGGAGCCGUCGAUAGAGGUCGAAAAUAACACUGACACCCGAAUCCUGUAAAAUGCCCAACCAGAAGAGCAGCAAGGGAAAGAAAAGCAAACGCACCAACAGCAGCGGGGAUGAGCAGGAAAAUGGAGCCUGUGCGGCCGCAGCAGGAGGCGCGGCCGCGGCUGCUGCUGCGCCCAGGACCGAGCGCUCCAGCGAGGUCCAGUGCGCGACCCCUCUCGGCUGCAGUCUGGCCCGUCCCAUCGACCUGGAGAAGGACGACUACCAGCGCGUGCUCUGCAACAACGAGCUCUGCCCCUACGGCAACUGGAUGCACCUGCAGUGCUUCUACGAGUGGGAGAGCUCCAUCCUCGUCCAGUUCAACUGCAUCGGCCGGGCGCGCUCCUGGAACGAGAAGCAGUGCCGGCAGAACAUGUGGACCAAGAAGGGCUACGACCUGGCCUUCAGGUUCUGCUCCUGCCGCUGUGGCCAGGGUCACCUGAAGAAGGACACCGACUGGUACCAGGUGAAGCGCAUGCAGGAUGAUCGCAAGAAGAAGCCGUCGGAGAGGAGCUCGGGCCGGAUGGGGGCCAGCGGAGGCGCCGCUGGGGUCGGGGACGGGUUUUUUGAGGAGCCCAAGAAAAGUAAAGUACCAGGAGGAGCAGCCGGAGGUGGAGGAGGAGGAGGAGGAAGCGGCAAGCUGGCUCACAGGGCCUCUAGUCAGGAGCUACCUCGAAGACAAUCAGUGGACCGGCAGAACUCUGCAGAGAGAGCAGCAAUGGGAGGACACGGCACAGGAGGGCCCUUUCCCCUGGGGCCUCCCCAGAAAUCUCCAUGUGACUCCUCCCCGGGACAAUCUCCUCCCACCGGCUUCACCUUCUCCCCUACCCUCGGAUCAGGAGGUGGAGCAACAGGUCUGCGGGGCUCCCGUCAGCUGGGUGAGUUCUUCAAAUCAGCCGUCCACAUGGACCCGCAGAGGAAACACCUGCUGCUCGGCGGGGCCCUGGGCCGGGGCGGCGGCUGCCCUUUAGGAGCCCCCGGCGGAGCGGCCGGGGGCAAUCACCUGGAUCACGCGUCGGUUCUCCCCCUGCAGCUCUCCUUCGCCCUCCCGCUUCACCACCGGCUCGCCUCCGGCGGCAUGGCCGACGGCCCCCACCACCACCCGGUGCAGUUCCUGAGGAGGCUGGACCUCUCGGAGCUCCUCGCCCACAUCCCCCGCCAUAAACUCAACACCUACCACGUCAGGAUGGAGGACGACGCGCAGGCAGGCCAGGGGGAGGAGCUGCGCAGGUUCAUCCUGUCCGCCCUCACCGCGAGCCAGAGGAACGUGGUGAACUGUGCGCUGUGCCACCGGGCGCUGCCUGUGUUUGAGCAGUUUCCCCUGGUGGACGGGACGCUGUUCCUCAGCCCAUCGCGCCACGACGAGAUCGAGUACGACGUCCCCUGUCACCUGCAAGGCCGGCUAAUGCACCUCUACGCCAUCUGCGUGGACUGUUUAGAGGGCGUCCACAAGAUCGUGUGCAUCAAGUGCAAGUCACGCUGGGACGGGAGCUGGCACCAGCUGGGCACCAUGUACACCUACGACAUACUGGCUGCUUCACCGUGUUGCCAGGCCCGUCUCAACUGUAAGCACUGCGGGAAGCCGGUGGUGGACGUUCGAGUUGGGAUGCAGUAUUUCUCCGAGUACAGCAACGUCCAGCAGUGCCCUCACUGCGGCAACCUGGACUAUCACUUCGUUAAACCCUUCUCCUCCUACAAAGUACUCGAGGCUUAUUGACAAAUGUUGAUCAUGCAUGCUAGUUAAGUUACUUUUGUUCUCACAUUUUUUUUAACACAAUCUAGGAAAGACUUUAUUUUUUGGGCCUUAAAUUGGUUUUUAUGUUUUCAAUUUCCUUUUUUUUUUUUUUUUUUUUUUUUAUGUAUGGGAAACAUUUGACUCCAGCCGAAAGAGAAAUUUGCAGUUCCAGUGUCUCAGUGUGCUGCUGUGGAGAGGAAAGUGUUGAUGAAGAGCGGAACUGGCACUCGAGUCAAGAAGAUAUCUGUGACAAGUGAAUGUAUCUGUAUGCCAAAUUCGAUUUUAUUUUUUACCAAAAAAACGAUCUUGAAUAAACCAGAGAAAGAUCUAA